Molecule: messenger RNA, 1809 nt
Organism: Beauveria bassiana ARSEF 2860
Lineage: Eukaryota; Fungi; Ascomycota; Sordariomycetes; Hypocreales; Cordycipitaceae
Product: Cytochrome P450 CYP526H1
Exons: 2
Coding region: 1-1809 (602 amino acids)
Molecular function (GO): iron ion binding; oxidoreductase activity, acting on paired donors, with incorporation or reduction of molecular oxygen; heme binding
Source: RefSeq, a predicted model, not a curated record
AUGUCUCUCCACAUCGCCAGCCUGCUCCCCUCCGCCGUCACCUGCCAGACCCUGAUCCUCGUCUUUCUCUUCAUCACCACCACUCUCUACACAAUCCGGCAAUGGCUUCUUCCCCGACCGCUUCCCGGCAUCCCCUACAAUGCCGAGGCUGCGCGCUCUCUUCUCGGCGACGUCAUGGCCAUCCAGCGCGAAUCCCCAGAGAACAUUAGCGAAUGGGUCGUGCGCCAGAGCGACCGCCACCGAAGCUCAGUCUACCAGGUGUUCCUCGUGCCCUUUGCGCGGCCCUUUGUUGUCGUCUCCGACUUCCGCGAGGCCCAGGACAUCCUCGUCCGGCGCGGCCACGAGUUUGACCGCUCCGACCUCGCCAUCGCCCUGCUGCGCGGCGAGAUGCCCAACUUCCACGCCUGCCUCAAGACGGGACCCGUCUGGGCUGCGCACCGUCGCCUUCUUCAAGACGUCAUGUCGCCGACCUUUCUCCACGGUGUCGCCGCUCCCAACAUGUAUGCCGGCGCCUGCCGUCUGCUGGAACUCUGGCGUAUAAAGUGCAGUAUCGCCGGCACAGGACGGCCCUUUGCGGCGAACCAUGACUUGAGUUACGCCACCCUCGACGCCAUCUACGAUUUCGGCUAUGGCGACGGCACCGAGGACCGCGCGCUGGCGGAGCAGGUAAAGCUAUACCGGAGCCUCCACGAGGAAGCGCGCAACAACUUGCGCAACGCCGCGGCCCCGGGAGAGCCCGUCGACUUUCCCCGCGCGCCGCUAACCCCGGCCAUGGACGCCCUAUUGCGCACCACGGAGAAUAUUCCAACCGUCGCUGCCACGGGCUUUCCCGACAUUGCCUGGCGCGUGUUGUCGUGGUUCCCGCGUGUGCGCCGGCUGCGCGCGAUCAAGGACCAGUUCAUCAAAGGGCAGGUCGACAAGAUUGUCCGGCAGUUCGACGACGACGACGACGACGACGACGACGCCGACAUGCCAGACGCUGGCUACUCCAAGCUCAAGUGCGCACUGGACCUUGUUCUUCAUCGCGAGCGAGCGCUGGCCCAAAAGCAAAACCGCGCGCCCGACUAUUGGUCCGACGCUAUCAAGGAUGAGAUGUUUGGCUUCAUCACUGGCGGCCACGAGACCACCUCCAACGUUCUCGCGUGGGGCGUCAAGUUCAUGGCCGACCACCCGGAGCACCAGGCCGCUCUCCGGACGCAACUUCGAGCCGCGCACCCCGCCGCUGUCGCCGAGGACCGGUUCCCCACGCACAACGAAAUCACCGACCACGACGUGCCGUUUCUCCUCGCCUUCAUCGAAGAGAUGCUGCGUCUGGCCCAUGCCACGGCCAUGACGGACCGGCAGGCCACUGCCGACACCGUGGUUCUCGGGCACGCCAUCCCGCGCGGCACCACCAUCGUGGUCGUCAAUAAGGGACCCGGAUACACAUCGCCGAAUCUGCCCAUUGCCGAGUCGCUGCGCAGCAGCACCUCGCAAAAGGCGCUGGUCGAGCAUGCGGACGCGGGCUACUACCGCAUACGCGACGAAGACGGCAUGAACGUUUUUGACCCCCGACGGUGGCUCGUGCAGCACCCCGUGACGGGCGCGGACGAAUUUGAUCCCGCGGCGUACCCGUCAAUUCCGUUUGGCCUCGGCCAGAGGGGCUGCUUUGGCCGUCGCAUGGUAUAUGUGCAGUUUAAGCAGCUGCUCACGCUGCUAGUGUGGCAGUUUGAGCUGCUGUCAUGCCCCGUGGCGUUAUCGGGGUACGACGCGGUGCAGGUACUCACCAAUAAGCCCCGGCAGUGCUACGUCGCGCUCAGGGAGUUGUAA